Nasonia vitripennis (jewel wasp) is the source of this 3951-nucleotide messenger RNA. RefSeq names its product tyrosine-protein kinase Drl (gene dnt). The transcript is spliced from 8 exons. Gene Ontology annotation, cellular component: signaling receptor complex. Gene Ontology annotation, molecular function: protein tyrosine kinase activity; ATP binding. NCBI's taxonomy places the organism in Eukaryota, Metazoa, Arthropoda, Insecta, Hymenoptera, Pteromalidae. Gene Ontology annotation, biological process: axonogenesis; protein phosphorylation; multicellular organism development. The record is from RefSeq and is a predicted model, not a curated record. Bases 757 to 2436 code for a protein of 559 amino acids.
GGCCGCUUCUCUCGCCUCAGUGCCCUCAGUGCAGCAAGCGACCAGUCCGCCGAUGGCGGCCGCGGCACAAGCGUUCCGGGUUUCCGCGAGCGAACUCCUCGUGCAGCUGCUUGGCUUCUCCUCCACUCGGACUCCCAAGCGCACCUAACCUCUACCGAGGCCAGGAUGUAAACUCGCGGCGACGACUUAACCUUUAUCUCGAUAAACGACGCUCGCGAGUGCACCGGAGAAUUUCCUCGAUUCGGAUUUUAGUGCAGACUCGCCGUGUAUAGUAUAGUGGCCGCUACUACCGCCGCUGCUGCUGCUGUGCCUGCUGUAUAGCUGUGUUGUGGAGCUGUCAAAGAAGCCGCUCUCUGCGCGCGGUAUACGUGGAGUUCUACCUUUACUCGGACAAUCGGGGAAUCGCGCUCUCGUUGUUGUUUCCCUUUUUAAUCGCGGAGAGAGAGAGAGAGAGAGACCGGGCUCGUGCGCGCAUAUAACUAUAUACGCCUGACGCGAGAAUAAUAAUCGAGCAGCGGCAGCUGGAGACUCGCUUUCUCUCCUUCUGCAUACAACGCGCGCCAGGCGUAAGGAGAAGAGGAAGGAAUAGAGGAGAGUGUCUGCAGCAGGCGCAGGAUGCGAGGGAGCAACUCCAGCGUAGAAAUACCACGACGACGACGAGGCUUCUAGUGCGUUUUUUCGGACUUCUUUCGCGCGUUUUGACACCGCGGAUAAUUCCUUGUGUCAAGUUUAAACAGUAUAUAGACAGUCGUCAGGAUGUUGGGCUCGACGAGAACGUGGACGUUGCUGCUGGCCGCGUGUAUGCUCGUCGCACCGGCUGCCGGCUUCUUCAAUCUCUUCCUGAACCAGGUGGAGGUCCGCAAACUCAUGGGACUGAAGGCUGAGCUGUACUACGUGCGCGAGGGAGUGAUUAACGAGUAUGCGAUGAAGUUUGUGGUGCUUGUGUCAGCGCAGGUUCACAAGCUGCACUUCACGUGGGAAAAUCUCGCCGGCAGGCCGUUGCCGUACACCGUAGCCGUGGACAUCAGCAACCCCUCGGCGUUGAGCAGUUCCCUCAACAUCUCGGACGCCGGUGAGAUCCCAGUGGGCGGCCUCCAGACCUGGGCGGUAGCCCUCCACUGCGGCCCUUACGACGCCGAGAUCGACCUGGCAUUGCGCAUCAACGUCUCGCUGUCCCGACGCAACAACACCUACCUCGAGUUCAAGCGCAAGAAGAUCUGUCUGAAGGACCAGAGCAACUAUCCCGGACCCGAGGAGGUCUCCGUCGCAGCUUCCGGUACCACUUCCGGCGGCCAAGUCUUCUACGCCGCUGUGGGAUGCGCCUGUGCUUUCAUCGCCGCCAUCUGCGUCCUGGUGCUCGCCUACUAUGUCAGAGACAAGAAGGCCAGGAGACACAGGGAACCUCUGCAGGAGUCCAGGGGACUCGGCUCAGCUUGCAGCGUCGAACGCGGCACCGGAAUCGGACCUGCGCAAACUUUCCUCUCGCCGGAGACGCCGCCACCGGCAUCCGCUGCCUCCGUUUCGACCUACCGGAGACUCGACGACAGGUCCAACCGGGAGCUCUACGAGAGGAUCCAGGAGAUUACCGUUCAGAGAUGUAGAGUACGUCUGCUGAGCGUGGAAAUGGAAGGAACCUUCGGCCGCGUCUACCGAGGCAGUUACCACGAAGAAGGCGCCACGACGCCGAAGGACGUCCUCGUCAAGACAGCCGCUGAACACGCCUCACAGCCUCAGAUGGCCUUGCUGUUACGGGAAGGUCUGGCUCUGUAUGGCCUGAGUCACCCGGCACUGCUGCCAGUGCUCGGCGUGUCGAUCGAGGAGAGGGGCGCACCCUUCCUGCUCUACCCGCACACCGGUUACAAGAACAUGAAGAGGUUCCUGCUGCGCUGCAAACUCAGCAGCGAAGGCCCGCCUCGCGCACUCACCACUCAGGAGGUCGUCGAGAUGGCCCUGCAAGCUGCCAAGGGUGUCCAGUACCUGCACCGCAAACGGCUCGUGCAUCGAGAUCUGGCCGCCAGGAACUGUGUAGUCGACGAUGAGCUCCGUGUACAAAUCACCGAUAACGCACUGGCGCGUGAUCUCUUUCCUCAAGAUUACUACUGUCUGGGCGAUAACGAAAACCGACCGAUCAAGUGGCUGGCGAUCGAGAGCCUGCUCAGCAAAUCGUUUAGCACUGCCUCCGAUGUGUGGGCGUUCGGCGUACUUCUAUGGGAACUAACGACGCUGGCGCAGCAACCUUACGUCGAAGUUGAUCCGUUCGAGAUGGCGUCCUAUUUGAGGGACGGCUAUAGGCUUGCCCAGCCCGUCAACUGUCCAGACGAGCUUUUCGCUGUGAUGGCUUACUGCUGGGCAAUGUCGCCCGACGAGCGACCCACCUUCAGCCAGCUGAUCGUCUGUCUGCAGGAGUUCCACGCCCAACUCACCAAAUACGUCUGAAGCGAUUGCGCACUGGCAAACGCCAAGAUUAAUCGGAGUAGUGACUUUAGUCAUUGUAGGAUCGCUCUUUGAUCGAGAGGGCCAUGCGAGCGUAACUUUUUGCGAAUUGACGGAUUCAGUGCUGAUUUUGAGAUUUUUGUUUGUAAUGACACUGCUGUAUUCUUUGAAAAAUCGCAAAAAAAAGAAGCAGCGUUAUACUUAAAAGUACGUUGUUCUUAGACGAAGAGGAUUGAGAUAAAAUUGCGUUGCUUUUAAAGCCAAAAUUCUUGAUAGUGGAUAUUAAGACUAAAUAUUUUUUGUCAUUCUCUUAUUGCAAACACUGAUCAAAACGAACGGUGUACAAACAGUAUGUUUGAAUGUUCGUAGGGUACACUGAAUCUUAAUACGAGUAAAUCGAGUUGUUAUUAAAUGAUAGAUCAGCUAACAAAGUAUGUUUAUUCUAUUAAUCUUAAAAUCAAAAUAACCAGCCUAGUGCGAAAGAUAUUUAAGAUAACUUAUGACCUUUCAGCAAAGAGUGAUUCGAUUGUUAAAAGACUCGGGAAUGUCGAAGCAUCACAAUCAUAAAACUAAAACAAAAGGAGCUUACAGAAUAAAUUAUAAAAGAUGUUAUAAAGUAGAUCGAUAAAUAUUUCAAGUUUAAGGGAAUCAUUAAAAUUAGGCUAAGGUUCGAAUUUUGAAAAUGACUUAAACUGGUUCUUUGAUUUACUUGAAUUGCAUUCAAUUUUUGCGGUUUUCAUCAUUCUCGUUUUAUUUUAGUCUCUUGUCUGUGUGUAAUUCAUCUCGAGCUUGUAAAUAUUUGUAACGUAUUCUGACUUAUUUACUAAUGUAAGUGAUUUAUAGCAUUUAAGAUUCCGAGACUUUAUUAUGAUUUAAAUAUUUUAAUUUUGUUGAAAAUUUACUAAAACGAUAUGACGUUUUGUGAAAACGUUGAUCUCAUCGAAGGAAAGUUAGAACUGAUGAAAAAGAAAACAUUUUGUUGAGGGCUCUUGCCCGUCUUCUUGGGACCUCUUGUGUCAUCCUAUUAGAAGGCGUCAAAUUCGAGCGUGCCAACACUUUCUUUUGUAUUUUUGUAUAUACUUAGAUAAGAUUUAAUCGCCGCCGUCUAGCCUGUAGUACCGCGAAAGUAAUCGAAAUUUCCAUUUCGUUCAAAAGACUAUAUGACGUAAAAGAGAAAAUCAAAUCAUUGCUUGCCAAAAUUUCAGUUCAUAACAAAUAUUCACGAACUCUCUCUGACCAUUUCGAAGCGCACAAGCUAAAAAAAAAAGUAAACGUCCGAUUCGAAAUAGCGAAAGAGAGUCCAUAACUUAUUGCUCUCGAUAAAUAUAAUAUCUCUAUGUGAGUUGCACGAAAUGAUUACCGAACAUGCCACUGCACAAACUCUCGCUUCGAGUAUGGAGAUUGUCGAAACCACGACUUUCGCCUUGUACACCAGCCGAUCACACACUGUAAAUAUCCAGUAGCCUAAAAAUAAAGAAGCCUGUACAAAGACGAAGUAAUAAAACAAACUAAACUAAA